This is a messenger RNA of Salvelinus sp. IW2-2015, 1722 nucleotides long. RefSeq names its product zinc finger protein 135-like. Lineage: Eukaryota; Metazoa; Chordata; Actinopteri; Salmoniformes; Salmonidae. The record is from RefSeq and is a predicted model, not a curated record. Gene Ontology annotation, biological process: regulation of transcription by RNA polymerase II. Gene Ontology annotation, molecular function: RNA polymerase II cis-regulatory region sequence-specific DNA binding; DNA-binding transcription factor activity, RNA polymerase II-specific.
AUAAAUCAAAAAGCCGCUGUGUCGAACCCUUUCGACAACGGGGAGAUGUUACUGAUGUGCUUUGUGUCUGUCGCCAAGUUUUGGAUUUCCACACAAAAUUACUUCUUUACUUAUUUUAUGUUUUAAGGAAGUGUGUAGGUCACAUUCUGUAUCAUACAGCUAUGAAAGUUAUAUAUUUAGAACCACCUGCUCGAUUGGAAUCCAGCGAUGUCUGUGUUAGUGUCAUAGAACUGUCUAGUUUUUUGUGUUCUGACUUGUAAAACAGGAUGAGUAAAAUAAGUAAUGUAAACAUAUCAGUAAUUACCAGGAAGCUCUACAACAUAAUUUGUUUAAAAUUAGGAAAUGUUUGAAAACUGGCAUCAGGUUGAGGGAUCUGAUUUGGAUUAAACCUCAUAGCAAGGCAGUUUUAUGAUGUGGAGAUUUCAUGCUGGUCUGUCUUAAAAUAAACACUGUCUUUGGCAGGAGGAAAACCAAACAUGGAUGAACCAGAGACGUCCAAACCAGCAAGACGACACCUCUGCUCCCAGAUUGGAAAGAGUUUUACCAAGUUAGGAAGCCUGAAAAGACAUGAGAGGACACACACAGAACCGAAGCCACAAAAUUGCGCCCAGUGUGGAAAGAGUUUUAGCCACUUAGGAAAUCUGAAAGCUCAUGAGCGAACACACACACGGGAGAGGCCUUUCCAUUGCUCCCAGUGUGGAAAGAGUUUUAAGCGGUUAGACACCCUCAAAACUCACYAGCAAAUACACACAGGGGAGAAGCCAUACCAUUGCGUCCAGUGUGGAAAUAGUUUUAGCCAGUCAGGAAGCCUGAAAGUUCAUGAGCGAAUACAUACAGGGGAGAAGUCAUACCUUUGCGCACAGUGUGGAAAGAGUUUUAUCCAGUCAGGAAGCCUGAAGGAACACAUGAGACUGCACACAGGGGAGAAGCCUUACUACUGCUCACAUUGUGGAAAGCGUUUUAACCAUUUAGUUAGCAUGAAAAGACAUGAGAGGAUACACACAGGAGCGAGGCCACACCCUUGCUCCCAGUGUGGCAAAAGUUUUAAGCGGUUAGACACCCUCAAAGCUCAUGAACGAAUACACACAGGGGAGACACCAUACCAUUGCACCCAYUGUGGAAAUAGUUUUUGCCAGUCAGGAAGCCUGAAAGUUCAUGAGAGAAUACACACAGGGGAGAAGCCAUACCAAUGCUCCCAGUGUUCAAAGUGUUUUACCCAUUUAGGAAGCAUGAAGGAACACAUGAGACUGCACACAGAGGAGAAGCCUUAAAAAUGUUCAGACUGUGGGAAGACAUUACUCAUCACAGUCACUUAAACGUCAUGUGAAAAUCCACACAGAAGAGAAUAAUGACUUCAUGUUUCACAUCACAUUGACUUAAAAUUCACCAGAGAACUUACACAGUGCUCCCAUUGUCUUAUAUUGUUGACUGAGAAUGUGUUUCCCUGUUUUUACCAUAUGAAAUUGAAUUGUACAAAGUAUACUCAAACAUAUAUUUGUAUGUUUUUACUAGAAAACAUGAAUUGAAUAUGGAGUCUGUCAGUUUGAAUAUAGAGUAGAUCAGAUUCCAUGUGUUUAAAUGGUCCUUUUUUAAACUCUGACUAUGUGUGUGUUUAUCUGGGUGUGUCAUUCCUCCAGCACUACAGAUAGUCAAGUGAUAUUUGGUUGUGAUGCAUUUGUUCCAUUGUUUACAUUUGCAUUGUUGGCCCACUGAUCAUUUAAU